AUGCUCGCCACGCGAUGCGCGACGCGAAUCAACGCCCGCACGGGCACCCACGGUGGGACGACCAAGCGAUCGCAGCCGUCCGCGCGCGCGGUCGUCGCUCGCGCCGCGUCCGGGGACGAACGACGCGCCGCGGAGAGCGCGCGAGUGCUCGAGCGCACGCGAGAGAUUCGUAACUCGAACGAACUCGAUGCCGCGCUCGCGCUCGCCGGGGAAAAUCUCGUCAUGCUCGCGAUUGAAUCGGAUGAGGAGUGCUACGGCGGUGACAGCGCGUGGAGUGGCGCCGAUGCGAAGAUGGAGUCUUGCAGGCAACUCAGUGCUUCGUUGGCGCGCAUCGCUCGCGAGGCCAAGGAUGUGACGUUCUGUUCGAUUAACGUGGUGGGACACGAGGACUCGAGAGCGCUGGCGAGAGAACUCGGCGUCCAACAGUUUCCGACGUACCAGUACUACAAGAAAGGUGAAUUGAUCUGGGAACACGUCGGUGCUGGUGCUGGCUCGCACGAAAAGAUCGCCGAAGGCGUGCUGUACUACGGCAACACGGGUGCAGGCGGCAUGAAGACCACCGAAUACAUCACGGAGAUCGAGUCCAAGGCAGACCUUGAGAGCUUCCUCGAGGCGUGUGCCCCGGAGCAAGAUGUCGAAGGCUUCUCCGCCCCGGUGAGCGUGCCGUGCGACAAGCAGUUGGCCAUCGUUGACGUCUCGAUCGAAAAGAACGCCCCGGCCGGGUGCAUGCAUAUCUUCCCGGCGAUCGUUUCUUUGGCCAGGAACACCGCCGGUGCCACGCGUUGGGCUCGCCUCAUCGGCGACAAGAGCGCCGAAGCCACGUCGUUAAUGAAGGACCUGAAAGUUGAGGAAGUCCCAACGUUCGUGUUCUUUGCGGACGGUAAGGAAGUUGAUCGAUACACUGGAGCCGACCGCCUCGCUCUCAUGAACAAGGUGCUCGAGUUCCAACGCGACAACGGAGUUCGCCUUCCGGAGCGCGCCACGCGCAAGCGCAUGUCCACCGCCGAGGCGAAGGAAAUCGCUCGCGCCGCGCGAGAGCGUGAAAAGGCUGCCGGUCGACGCUCAGGCUGGUAA
Messenger RNA from Ostreococcus tauri, 1074 nucleotides. RefSeq names its product Thioredoxin-like fold. The coding region runs from base 1 to 1074 and encodes 357 amino acids. The record is from RefSeq and is a predicted model, not a curated record. Lineage: Eukaryota; Viridiplantae; Chlorophyta; Mamiellophyceae; Mamiellales; Bathycoccaceae. The transcript has a single exon. Gene Ontology annotation, molecular function: oxidoreductase activity, acting on a sulfur group of donors, disulfide as acceptor.